Messenger RNA from Caenorhabditis remanei, 252 nucleotides. RefSeq lists its product as uncharacterized. The record is from RefSeq and is a predicted model, not a curated record. NCBI's taxonomy places the organism in Eukaryota, Metazoa, Nematoda, Chromadorea, Rhabditida, Rhabditidae. The transcript has 2 exons. Bases 1 to 252 code for a protein of 83 amino acids. Gene Ontology annotation, molecular function: structural constituent of ribosome; RNA binding. Gene Ontology annotation, biological process: ribosomal small subunit assembly; translation. Gene Ontology annotation, cellular component: cytosolic small ribosomal subunit; ribosome.
AUGCCUUUGGCCGUUGACCUGCUUCACCCAGAGCCACAAAGGGAGAUCAGACGCCACAAGCUCAAGCGUCUCGUUCAACACCCAAACUCCUACUUCAUGGACGUCAAGUGCUCGGGAUGCUUCAAGAUUUCGACCGUCUUCUCGCACGCCACGACCGUCGUUGUCUGCGUUGGAUGCAACACCGUCCUCUGCCAGCCAACCCGAGGAAAGGCUAAGCUCACCGAGGGAUGCUCCUUCCGCAAGAAGCAAUAA